AUGGCUUUGCCCAGGCAGAAAGUUAUGGCGCAAAAUUUAGUCGACGAGUUUGAAGUUCUUCAGAUAAAAGCUCUGGAAGACAACGAUUAUUCUCGAUGGAUGGAAAAUUUGCCAAAUGAAAAGCAACUGAGUCCACUGAAAGAUUUAGUGAUCCCAGGAUCUCAUGAUUCGGGAACGUUUUUUCUGGAUCAAAACAUGGAGAUUGGUCCCGAUGAAUCAUCUGCCAUUCACACGCUCGGGAGUAUUUUUGGGAAAGUAGCAAAGUCUGUGAUCCACAGUUGGUCCGUCACACAGUCAAUGACAAUUUACGAGCAGCUACUGUCGGGCAUUCGCUAUCUGGAUCUCCGUGUCGCGUACAGAGCCGAAGAUAAAAAGAUACGUGUUGUACACGGUUUGUUUGGUUGGACGAUUGAUCAAGUCUUGGACGAAGUGAACCGAUUUGUGGCGAAUUAUCCGAAAGAAAUUGUCAUUUUAGACUUCAAUCAUUUCUACAAAAUGGAUCAAGCUGCUCAUGAAACACUUGCAGAUACUCUGCUUGCUUCGUUCAGCGAGAUUUUCCGCGCUCCUGGCGCAGAUGGCCCGAAUGUCACCCUUCAAGAGAUGUGGGGAAACGAAGAGAAGGUCAUCAUUAUUUAUCACGACUAUGAUGUGGUCGAUACUUACCCCUGUUUCUGGCCACCCCAUCUAAUCUGCUCCCCGUGGCCGAACACAGCGGAUAAGAAACUGCUGUUGGAAUUCCUCAACAAACAGUCAGAAGCGUCCAGUUUUUCGGAAGAUGCUUUACAAGUAACACAAGCUAUCCUUACGCCACAAACUUCAACUGUGUUUCAAAACAUGACAAGCACUUUAAAAGAUGUUUUGGCUUCGAGAUGCAACUGCUAUGUGACCGGGUGGCUGAAGGCCCUUUGUGGCACCAAGUGUCACAAGUUUAAUAUUAUCAUCGCUGACUUCGUUGAAUUUGGCGAUUUUAUCCCAACUGUUAUCAGCCUGAAUUAUUUUUUCUGACCUGCUAAUAUAUUGACAGACUAUAUAAAAGUGACGCCUAAAUUUUUGUUACUAAAGACAAGGCUGUUGAAAAGGGCUAUCUGAAAAAAGUGAUUUGUGUGGAUAUCAACCAUCCUUAAUUUCAGCUGUGCCCCUAACUUUCUUGAUGUCCUGCAAUGAGUCAGCAAAUUAAAUGGCUGACUGAUGCUUUGCUCACACCAGGUUUGGGCAUGAGUUUCAGGCCUUUGGACUAAAAACAUUGAUCACAGUGCAGCUUAUGCCUGAUGCCUUACCAUAAACCUUGCUUUGUUACAGCUUUGCGAGAAACACUCUUUAAAAGUAUAAGAAACAAGCUAGAACUAAUCUGAGUAAAAUUGAUUCUGUAAAUAAGAGCAAUUUGCCCAAAAUCUCAGUGUUUCAAGGAAAGUUUCUAGGAAAGGAGAUUGUGUUGGAGCUUAUCAAGAUGUGUUGGUAAGGAAUGAUUAUUUCCUCUCCAAAAAAAAAAAUGUCAUUGUCUGGUAAAAAAGAUGACUAUGAACUUGCUCUUGACCUCUUGGUAAAGCCAAGGAAGGUCUGUAGGGCAUCUAUCUGUAAUAAACAGACAUAAAUCCAGCCUCAAACAUAAUAUCUUGGCAGAGAGAUUGCUGAAAUAUACUUUGGUUAUCAGUGGUGAAAUAUUCCACAGCUACAACAAAUUCACAUCUAAGUGAGACUAUGAAAGGUCUGUGAGGUAUCUUUCUGUAAUAUACAGACAUAAAUUCAGCCUUAAAAAUUAUAUGUUGGCCUAGAGAUAGCAGAGAUAUGGCUUUGGUUAAUUUUGGUCAGUGAAAAAUCAACAUAGAUAGACUGAUUCAUCAGUUAACCCUGAAACAGCCAUAGGUGACCAAGACAGAAUUUCUCAUCACAAUAUCAAUACAAUAUCAAGCAGAAAAGUAAUGUGAAUACAGAAAAAUAUAAAUUAAGGGAUUCUCAGUUGAUCCAUUACCAAAUUAUUUAAAACCAAAAUCAACAAUUAUAUAGCAGUCAGUAGGGAGAAUUACUAAUGAGAUCAUGUGAGUGAAAGAGUUAACUUAACCCUUUGAGUUGAAUCAUGACCUGGCGUUCUGGGAAGUUAACCUUAAAAGGCCAUUUUUGGUCACUUUAAUAUCAGAGUGUUUAUGUAUUCAGUGGCCAAUAUCUUGACCAAGAGAAUUGCUUCUUUUAAGAGCAUGCUCUAGUCAAGAUAAAUUUAGGGAGAUCAUAUCUAAUGCUUGUUACUAGACAUACACUGGAAGAAAGUUAUUCGUAUUGUCUUUGCUGAUUGAAUAAGUUUUUCAUGAGAGAGAUUUAACACAAUUAAAUGUAAAAAAAAUCAAUUUUGUCGAGUUCAAAAUAGCUCAUUAUUAGGAGAUCCUUGUUCUGGAUUUAAACAUUCCUGGGAGAGUACAUUUUAAACAGCAAAGCAUUGCAAUAUUCGAGUGUUUUCUUUUUUCCAUUUUAACUUCUUUUGCAUGAAAUCAUAAGCUAAACAGGUUUAUCUUUCAGCGUCAUCCAUGAUGUCUAUGUGAAAAUUAAAAUAUGUAUCAAUGAAAUAUUAUUAAAAAAUAAAAAAUCAUUACCAACCAACUCUGUUCUGAAUGUACAUACAUCUUUUUUAAACUUAAAAGCGAAGCUGAACUUGUAAAAUUCAGUGAAAGAGGCAUGCUUUUGAGAAGUAGAAGGUUGAUCAGUACUUGACUAUCAACUAUUUGUGAUCAAGAGAGAAAUCUUUUUUUGCACUGUCCUUUCAUACUUGUAUUGUCAAAGAAAUGCACUGUCCCCUCCCCACUGAUCAGAAAAUGGUCUGGCAACCCCAAGUACCCCUGUGAAUGUGUUACUUGUCAGUGGUCAAUAAGUCUAGUUUUGCCUUAGUCAAACCACUACAAAUUUAGAUCAAUGUCAGUAUCUGAGCAACUGCCCAGCUACUCCUCCUCUAACCUCAACAACAGUCAACUGGUAACAAGUCAGGGUUAAUGUUGGGUUGGGGAAGGGGUAAGCGUGCAGUUACAUUACAGUGACAUUGAUCAUCAGAAAAGAAGUAUGUGGGUACAGGCAAUACAAGAAAGACAAGAUCUGAUUUGACACUAUUACAGCCUCUUGGAGGAGAACAAAACUUCUAAUGUAUGUCACGCAAAUUUUGACCUGAAUGAGAAGUCUUCCUGACUUCUAACACAACAGGUCUUCCCUGUUCAUGGAUUCAUGGCAUAUCUUAUACCAAACAGUUUCAUCAGAUUCAUUUACUGAAAUAAAAAGGGAAAUUAGCCGAAAACUGGUGUUGUGCAAUGAGGCCAUGAUCCAAGGGUUAUACAAGUCUGGUGUAGUGGAACCCCUGGAGACCAUCAAGUCAAAGGCUUUGACAAACACCUCAGUUACUGUUUCUUUUGCAGAAUUGACUCCAGAGAAGAAAUUGUUGUCCUUCAGCACGUUGAAAAGCUCAUUAAGUUGUGCAAGCUAGAAUUCUGCAUGGCUACCAUAGAUAUUUCAGAAAACUGGAACUGCAAGUGUUGUAGAUUCAAAGUAUCUUGGUCAUUAGGACAUUCCACGCACUUUGUUGAGUGGCAAGAUAGAUCACCAUUGUAAACACAUCAUAUGAACUGCUUUUGCUGAGAAACUUUUGUUGUGUCAAAGAUGCUAUCUCUAUGACCAGACAAACUUGUACAAA
Messenger RNA from Pocillopora meandrina, 3664 nucleotides. The record is from the annotation of a GenBank genome assembly. Lineage: Eukaryota; Metazoa; Cnidaria; Anthozoa; Scleractinia; Pocilloporidae.